UGGGUCCCGGCCUGUCCCUGUCCAGGCUGGCAGACCGGGCGCUCUCGGCUGUGGGCGGUGUGACGUUGCGGGCCCAGCCCAGGGAGGGCCGCCCAGGGAGGGCGGACCUCGGGUCGGACCCGCAGCCCCCAGCCCCGGGGCCUGGGGGUCCCGCUCACCUUGCCCCGGCUUCCUGCCGGUCGCCACCACCCCUAGCCUCUCCGGCUGAGCUCGGCGCCCCAAAGAAGAUUAAGUAAGUGCUGAGGUCGCGGCUUCUGUGCAAGAAUGGAGGAAUCACAGAGUUGCGAAGCACCCAAGGAGGCAGGGAGCUCUCUUCACUCAAGGACGUGGCCACCUGUAUGGGUACUGGGGGCCACAGGCUGGGACACCCCUGAUGUCAGAAGUGAGUGGGCAGGUCGACGGACCACAAGCAGUCUCUCAGCAUCAGCAUGGACUCCAGGAUCCCAUCUGCUAGGGGCUGGAUCAGCGGCCACCCGCUCACCUCUGAGUCUGACCUGGAGCGUGCCACAGAGGGGCCAGCUUCCGAGACCACCACCGUCAGCCCAGAAGCCACCAGCUUUAAUGACACCAGAAUCCCUGAUGUGGCUGGUGGCACAGCCGGCGUGGGCACAAUGCUUCUGUCCUUUGGGAUCAUCACAGUAAUUGGCUUGGCUGUGGCCAUGGUUUUGUACAUCAGGAAGAAGAAGAGGCUGGAGAAGCUUCGCCACCAGCUCAUGCCUAUGUACAACUUCGACCCCACGGAGGAGCAAGAUGAACUGGAGCAGGAGCUGCUGGAGCAUGGGCGGGACGCGGCCUCCGUGCAGGCCGCCACCACUGUGCAGGCCGUGCAGGGCAAGACCACUCUCCCCUCUCAGGGCCCAAUGCAGAGGCCCAGCCGGCUGGUGUUCACCGACGUAGCCAAUGCCAUCCACGCGUGAGUAGCCCAGGGACAGGCUUGGACCUCUGAUGAAGACACCUGCCACAGUGCCCACAGCUGCCCACUCUGAGAUCAUUAAGACCUACUCUCAGGAGCUGCCCUGCCAAGGCCUCAGCUAUUUUGAGGACCCAGCUGCCGACUCUCCAGGCUCUAAAAGAGGCCCCUGGCCAGUUUGGGCAUAUGGCCAGUGAUAUCCCCUGAUCUGAGGGCCCUGGCAUGGAGAGCAUCCCUCAUGUCAGGAAGUCUUCCUUAUGCUGGCUGGCUUCCUUGUGCCCUUCCCUGACCCCUCACAUCAGGGUCUGCUUCUCUAAUGUGGAGGAAAUAGGGGGAGACAUGGGAUGGGAGGAGGAAGGGGAGGAGAGUAGGGGGGUUCCCUUCCAUAAGGGAGAGAUGUAUCUUUGGAAUCUGGAGUCUCCUCUGGGGUGGGGCGAGGCAGCCACCAGGUCUCAGGCGCAUGGUAUGGUGGUACCCUGGGAGAGGCUCAGGGAUAGAGCUGAAACUGCCCAGUGGGCAAGGAUACCGGGAGGAGGGCUGCUCAUACCCAAGGUCUGUCCAUAUUACAGGGAUCCAUGAGGUCUUCCAGCCACCCCUCCCUGGUGGCCAGCUAUUGGCUGGACCCAAGCUAGGAUGAGAGCUGAGGGGGAAGAGAGGUGGGGAAGCAUAUGUGGAGGGAUGCAGUGCCCAGACCUGCUGGAAGGCUUCCUGCACGUGCAUGAAUGUGCCCACCUGCAGACAUGUUCCUAUCCCAGCACAGGGAGCAGGAUGGAGACCCCUGCAUGGACUCCACCCUCUAAGCUGAGCCCACCCCAUGGUGUGUAGAGGAGCAUUAAGUAGGCUACCUUCUCCACCUUCAGUGUUCAGGGACUGACGGGAGAGGGAAGCAAAGGCAAGGGUGCACUGCCCACCACAUCUCUUCACUGGGCUCUAAAAGCCAGGUAACCUGCUUCUGGAAUGUUUCCCUGUCUUGGUGUUUAUUGGGAACCCAGGGUUGGGGGAGGGGCUGUUGGUCGGAAGGGCGGUGGUCACGGGCUGCAGGCUAGCAGGGGAAGUUCUGACUGCCUGAAACAGGGUGGGGAUAGCCCCUUGGAAAACAGACCUAAGAGACCUAGUCUGUGUUUUGAUCACACAACCACCUACCCAUUGUCCGCCCACCCUAUGCCCCACAGGAAUUCUGCCAGUCUGGGGCAUCUGGGCAAGGCACUGGGUCAAGCCAGACCCCAAGAGCUGGGCACUGCUUCUCCACUGGGCACACAUGCACACAUAAGCAUGCACAGUCGCACGCCCCUGUGCCCAGCCUCACCGCCAUCACUGUCCUCCACUGGUUGGAGGGGACACAAGGGCAGCAGGUACAAACCACGUAUCAGGACAUGAGAGCCUAGGAGGACUUCAUGGGGAAGGUUCUGGAUUUAUUUCCUCCUCUAGAUGCUAUAAAUAAGUUAGCAUUUGAGCCAACUGGAGGGCUGUGGGUAAUUUAGGAUGCACAGAAGCUGUAAUUUAACUCACAGCAUCUCCAUGUGAGAGCAUUAAAGAUGUAAUUAAGACAUUUACACAAAGAGAGUGUGAACCCGUGAGACCAGGGAUGUGAAACCCCAGGAGGGGUGGGAUGGGUGAGGGGCUGUGGGGGGGAUGGUCGCUUGGAUCCCAGCAAUGAGGUAGAAGCCCAGCUGGCUCUCCUUGAUCUAUCCAAUGAACUGCCUCCAGUCCUGAGUUCAAGGCUGCUCUGGGGCCUUGUGCCUCAGCUGUGGAAUGGGGUCACAAUACCUGCCAUACCUUUGGUUGGAGAGGCCAAGUGGACAGGACCUGUGGGACCAGAGGAGGGAGGAGGCUUGAGCCCAAGGGCCAGGGGGAGGCGUGGUGCCUCAGGACCCAUAGGAGCUGAGUCUGAAACACAAAAGAGAACAAAAUGCUGUGGUAUUCCCCAGAGCCAGGAGUGCAGGGCAUGGGUGGUGUUUGGAAGCCACAGGGUUCUGUGUGGGGAACCCACCUGCAGGGUUCAGAAGGGCUUAGAGGGUUUGGUCACUAGGGUGACCAGAUGCCCUAGUUUUCUCAGGUCUGCACACUUUUAGCAUUGAAAAUCUCACACGCCAGGACUUCAAGUAACAUCCAGACCCUCUGCUAAAGAAUUGAGCCUUCAGGCAGGCAUAAGUGGAAACGAGGAGGGGUGAGCCCCAGUCCCACGGAGGGCUGGGCUGGGGGCAGGGGCUGCGGGAUGGGGCCUUGGGUAAGAGUGAGGGUCCCCAGCACCCCAUGGGCCUCCCACACUGGGCUCAGACAGCCGGGCCUGUCAGUGACAACCCUGGUCUUGGGGAGGGGUCUUCUUCCCUCAGCAGACUGGCAGAGGAUUUCUGAGGAUGAGGGGACAAGGGGUGUGUGGGCACCCCCCAUCCUGUUGGAUAGCCCCUCAGCCCAAGAAUGUGGGAGACCCAAUGUCUGGGAGACCCUAAAAAUGGAGUCUGCAGGGUAAGGCUGGCACCCAGGGACCAGGACCUGGGAUGGGAGCUCUAGGAGGACCCUGUCCUCAUUCUCUCCCCCUGCCCGUCCCAGGCCCCUGUCCUGGUGGGUGGGUUUGGCUGGGUGAUGGACACAGGGCAGCUCUCUCUGGGUGAUGGGGGCUGCCUCUUCCUCCUUUAUCCCCUCACAGUCACCCCCUCUUCCCUUCCACCUACCUUCUGUUUUCUAGCUCUUUCUCAGUCCUGGAGGAAAACCAAAUUCCCCCAA
Messenger RNA from Hippopotamus amphibius kiboko, 3634 nucleotides. It is a transcript of the gene C13H3orf18, whose product is annotated as chromosome 13 C3orf18 homolog. The coding region runs from base 429 to 917 and encodes 162 amino acids. The transcript has 5 exons. NCBI's taxonomy places the organism in Eukaryota, Metazoa, Chordata, Mammalia, Artiodactyla, Hippopotamidae. The record is from RefSeq and is a predicted model, not a curated record.